Molecule: messenger RNA, 606 nt
Organism: Enterobius vermicularis (human pinworm)
Lineage: Eukaryota; Metazoa; Nematoda; Chromadorea; Rhabditida; Oxyuridae
Source: the annotation of a GenBank genome assembly
AUGAGUCUGGAGGAACUGUAUGCAAAAUGCAAAGCCUAUGCACGAGAUUGUUAUGCAUUUUUGCCAAGGACCAGUUAUUGGGACUAUCUAAAAUCAUUUUCAUCAUCGAAAAAAAAUAUUUUCACUUUUGUCAAUUAUUCUUUACUUGGUAUACCAUUUUAUCCGAUAAAUGAUGAGGGUUCAGUUAGUGUGAUACAACAGCACUCGGUUCCUUUUGGUGCCUACGGUGGAGGAUACGCUGGUCAUACCGGUGUACGUGACUACUGGUCACAAUAUUUAGAAGCUGGUGCAAACUGGAUAGAUGGACACUACGGAUACAAAACUGGUUGGUCAAUGCCAUUGGUACAGAGUUUAGGCGUUGAAGGCCAUCGUGGUACACAUGUUUCUGUUCCACUCAAUCAGCGAGACUUUGGCAAAAUUGCUGUAAACUCAGGAGCCGGGGUUGGCGGUUAUUAUGCAGAAAAUGUGCAUACAGGAGUAGACUGGAAGGAAGGUAACGUCAACCAUCAGCAAGGAGUGGCAGUACCUUUUGCUGGAAUCGGUGUUAAUACUGGCACAUCUGUAUCAUUUCCAGCCUUGAAUACAUUUUUGAGGAAAAUAGUUUAA